Molecule: messenger RNA, 417 nt
Organism: Symbiodinium sp. CCMP2592
Lineage: Eukaryota; Dinophyceae; Suessiales; Symbiodiniaceae
Source: the annotation of a GenBank genome assembly
AUGGCUAUGGCGGCCACGAUUGCGAUCACAAAUUCGACGAUCGAGGUGAUGAGGGAUGACGGCCAUGGCGAUAAUUAUGCUGAUGUGGAUGGCCUUUGUCAUGACUGUCUGCUUGUUCAGCGUCAUGAGGACGAUGGUCUGGUUUGGUUGAACACCUAUGCUUGGCCCGCCGACAUCAAGCGGCGUGCGGUUCAAAAGCUUCUGCAGGAGUUGCCGGAAGGCUCACAGGUUGUGAGCUACGAGCCACUUCCGACGGAAGCCUUAAGCUUUCAGGGCCGGAACCUUCACCUUCAGACAACCGUGAACCUGGAGGCAUCUUGGGAUCCCGACCUGACGGCGCAGGUGUAUCGCCUGGAGGAAGAGAAAGAGACCGAUCGCCCACGUUUCGGCCGGGGAUUUAAGUUCCAGAGCUUUUAG